This is a messenger RNA of Odontomachus brunneus, 1408 nucleotides long. RefSeq lists its product as uncharacterized. The record is from RefSeq and is a predicted model, not a curated record. The transcript has 2 exons. The coding region runs from base 367 to 1095 and encodes 242 amino acids. Lineage: Eukaryota; Metazoa; Arthropoda; Insecta; Hymenoptera; Formicidae.
CGACGACGACAACGACGACGACGGAGACGACGGGCAAGUCAGUCAGGUUCGCUCCCGAAACGCGUCCUGCGUGAAGAGUACACGUUCAAGAGGGACUGUCCCUCCACACGUUACGAUUGCGAAGAGAGACAAACAUACUGCACUUUCACUGCUUGGACAGUGUGAGUGACCGUCGUAUGGUUUUCCGUACACUCAGGAUCAGUCGACCGGUUAGGCGGCCUUCACACUGUUGUAAAAUCGAAUCUGCAACACACUUAGAUAUACGUAUACGCAAGCGACACAAAGUAUCUACCGCAAUUACGAGAUUGAUUUCGAAAUGGACAACACGGUGAUCUUAUUUUCUCUGACGGUUCGUCGCCAACAAUCAUGACGAGCGUGGCACAACGCAGACUCCAACAACUGUGUUUCUGCCGCGUCAAGCUCUAUGCGCAUCAGAAGAAAAAAACGAAGGACCAUUGCAAACGGAAGCGACAGGCCUUCGUGUACAAUGCGGAGGAAGAGAUUUGGCACGAGCCGUACAUGCAAUCUCUCCGCCGGGAGUUCUCGGACGAGUCGGUUCUGUGCGACUCUAAGAUUGAAUUGCCAUGGAAGGACAUCGCUCUGCCGGUGGCCGGUAUGAGGAUUCGUCCCGACGUGACCCUGACGUCGGUGGCCGACCGGGAAGUGGAAGAGGCCGACGUCCACGAUGAAACCGGCAAGAUCGAGAAGAAAGUCUCUACGGGCACUAUGCCGUUGCCCUGGCAGGAUCUACUCAUCACUGAGACUCUAGAGAUCGCACGCGCUCCGGACGACCCGGAGACCUGCGACUCCUCCGUGGAGAUCCCCUGGGGAGAUUUAAUCUUGGAGAAGCCGAUGGAGAUACAGCCGCUGAGGCAGGAAAAGGCUUGCGCACCCGACGACGUCGAGAUCCCCUGGGAAAGGAUCCUGGUGCCGCGUAAUAUUGUCAUCGAACCUGACAAAAAAAAGAAGAAGCACCCUUCCUCGGGGCAGCCGCCUCGCGCGCGCGUCGAUACGGCAUGUAUCCUUUGUGGCACGAAUCCUUGCUGCGCGAGGACUCACGUCUAUGAUACAACUGUCGUGUCUGCUUGCAUGUAGACUGUAUGAUAAACACAUGCACACGCUUUCUCUAUUUUUAAAAUUAAAUUAUUUAACUUGCUAAUCUUCAUCAUUGGGCAACAAAUAUUUCGCUCCGAAUAGUUCGCUAGAAAUUGUUUCGAAAUUAGCGAGUCAAUUUUCUUCAGACUGACUGAAAUAGAUCGUCCCUCUACUAGAAUAUUCACAAAAUAUUCGAAAAUAUACCAAACGACUUUGGUAACAUUUUUGUUAAAUGUCAAAAAUAAAUUCUUUUUCAUGCAAAUUUCACGUUGUAUUUGAUUCAGAGUUGAAUACGUUUACGUGUGAAUUGAUA